AUGUGUCUACUGGAUCUUCCCGUCGAGUUGCUUGCAGAGGCCCUCCAGCAUCUGGAUUACCGUCAUAUCCUUCUCAUACGACAGGUAUGCCGCUCUCUCCGCAAUGCGGUCGAUCAUACAGCCAGACUACGUUACGACCUGGAACUCGCGAGGGAAAGCAUGCAAGAUGGCAGCAGACAUGACCUCGGAUCUGCCGAUCGCCUACAGAAGCUCAAGGAGUACAAGCAAGCUUGGCGCGCGCUCGACUGGUCCGCGAACAGGAGGGUCCUUCAUGGAGGGGUCUUCGCGAUCUCGGGGGACAUCGUCGCCUGCUCUAAGCGUACCGAACCAAUGCACAUCACCUUCACUCGGAUAGAGUCAAAGCUGAGGGGUGUGGAAGGGCACCAGUGGAAGAUCGACGCGCCGACGGGGCUGCGAGACUUUGUCAUUGAGCCUGUUCUGGAUUUGGUCGUCGUGCUUGUUGACGGAAGGGAUGCAACAUUCGAGCUGCACUUGAUCGCGAUGUCGACUGGACAACCCCAUCCCAGCGCCACCAAACCCAUCAUCCCUGUCCCCCUCACCUUUGUUGCCGCUGACUUCAAGCCCAUGAUCUACGAAGACCGACUUGGAGUGCUCUUCUCCUCCCACAGCCUCAGCUACACGUACUUCACCGUUUGGAACUGGCAGACGGGAGAGAAGUACAGGCGCCCCUUCCGUACUCGCCGCGUCCCUUCCGCCACCUUCCUCACCCGAGACCUCGUCGCCAUGCCCUACACCUGCUACAACAUCGACGACCACACCAUCAGCACCACCGCCCUCCUCGUCGCAGACAUCUCCGACCCGCACAAGCCGCACCGCGUCUGCCGCCUCUUCCUCCCGCCCGCCGCGCCCGACAGCACCCUCUUCGCCGACUUCAUCUGGGACCAGCCGCUCUCGCGGACCUCAGAUCGUCCCCGCCCUGGCUGGUUCGCCUCCGCGUCGCUGGAGCGCGUCCUCGGGCUCAGCGUCAGCGGCUUCGACGUCGCUUUCGGGACCACGCCCCCGACAUCCGCAAUGUUCAUCAUCUCCGUCCCCCACGUCGUCGAGCGCAUACAGCAGCGGCUUGCCUUGUCCGGGGCCAAGCGCGUCACGUUCGAGUGGGCGGAAUGGGGCCCGGACUGCUCGCGCGUCUUCUCGCACAACUGUCCUGCGCUUUGGCUUUCUUUCAUCCACGGUACGAAGUAUGCGAUUCUGGACGAUGAAGCGGUACCUCCCACUGGCUAUACGGUCUACGAUUUCUCGCGCUCUGCCGUGGAAGAUCCUCAAGGAGAGAACCCUGAGGCCAACGACUUCAUCAUCAAGGGAAGAGACCUCUUCGCCGAGCGAGGCGCUUUCGCAAUACCCGUGGAGACCAGACUUCCCUAUCGCUCUAUGUGGCGUCCACUCGAACCAGAGGUGGUUGAAUGGAUUGGCAGGCUAGGGGGUGACACUGGCUCCGUCAUGUUGAUAGAAGACGGUGUUGUAUUUUCUCCGGAUGCUGGUGGUGAAUAUUGGGCGUGGACCGUGUAAGAUCAUCGUCUUCAAUCAAGCCAUCGCAACUGCUGCUUUCAAGUUCUCUGCUAUCCACCUAUGCUUUCGACAAAACCCCUCCUACUUAUGCAUCAUAGCUCACAAC
Messenger RNA from Schizophyllum commune H4-8, 1633 nucleotides. RefSeq lists its product as uncharacterized. The record is from RefSeq and is a predicted model, not a curated record. The coding region runs from base 1 to 1527 and encodes 508 amino acids. Gene Ontology annotation, molecular function: protein binding. The transcript is spliced from 5 exons. Lineage: Eukaryota; Fungi; Basidiomycota; Agaricomycetes; Agaricales; Schizophyllaceae.